AUGAUUUUUUCCAAAGAUAAUAUCACCGCUUUACUGGUGGUAAUUGGAAUUUUUAUCCAGCAAAGCCUUGCCUUGACGAACAAAUCGCUCCCAACACCCGAGUUGAUUGACUUUGAUGACGAUGGUGUCGUUGGUGGCCUCUACCGACCAGCGGAAGCGAAUGGAAAGUCACGUAUUGCAGUUUAUGUGAUGCAUGCCGAGCAAGACUAUCUAUCAUUCUCUGCCUGUACCGAGCUGCCCAAGCGAGGAUUCACAACUUUCUGUGCAAACAAUGAUGCUAGCAAGAGCGGGUACAUGUCUGACCUUAACUUCGAAGACAUGAUGACCGAUGUGAAUCAAGGAAUGAUGUAUCUUCGAAAUUUGAGCGAGAUCGAUCAAGUCGUGAUACUUGGACACAGCGGCGGCGGUGCCAUGAUGGCCGCAUACCAAAACAUAGCAGAAAAUGGUGCUUCUGCUUGCCAGGGAUCAGAGAAAAUCUAUCCAUGCUCUGAUGCAAUGGAGAAUCUCGAGGCCGCCGACGGUCUGAUCUUGAUUGAUGCAAACUAUGGUAUCUCAACUAUGGCGUUCUUGAGUCUGAACCCAGCCAUCAUCGAUGAGUCCACAGGUUCCAAGAUCAAUCAGUCCCUCAAUUUAUUCAACACGACGAAUGGAUUCCGCAAUAAUACCCGUUCCAAAUACACCACUGAAUUCAAGAAGAACUUCCAAAACGGCGUGGUGGCCCGCAACAAUCGCAUUCUCAAAUACGCCCAGCAUAGACUUGCUGAAAUUGAAGCUGGGAGGGGCAAAUAUGGAGAUGACGAACCGUUCACCAUUGUGGACUCAUUGUAUACCGGCUUCAAUAACAAAUUCUUCGCCCAGGAUACGCGGUAUCUUGCACACACCACCCAUGCUUGGCCAUUGCUGCAUAAGAAUGGAACCACCCGACAAGUCGUUCCCUCUGUCCGAGUCGCGAGCAACUUCAAAAGCCUUGCAACCAACUUCCAAGAUGGUGCCCUCAAAACGACCAUUAAGCGGUACCUGUCGACCUUCGCGAUCCGAAUCAAUGAGAAUUUUGCAUACAAGGCCGACGGACUCGAUGGCAUUGAAUAUGCCUCCAGUCAGCUAGCACCUGUUGCUUCGAUCAGGGGUGUCAACGUUCCCCUGCUCACAAUGGGAAACACUGGCCACUGGGAAUAUUUGAACGCAGAGAAACUCCAUCUUAAUGCUGGUAGCAAUGAUUCUUCCAUUGCCUUUGUUGAGGGUGCGCAGCAUACGUUGGAAACAUGCACUGCUUGCGAGUCUUACCCUGGGCAAUUCGGUAACACCAUGGAUACGGCCUAUAACUACAUGGAGCAGUGGCUACAGACUGAAGGGCGUUUUGUCUAG
Molecule: messenger RNA, 1365 nt
Organism: Penicillium salamii
Lineage: Eukaryota; Fungi; Ascomycota; Eurotiomycetes; Eurotiales; Aspergillaceae
Source: the annotation of a GenBank genome assembly